Saccostrea echinata is the source of this 1405-nucleotide messenger RNA. RefSeq lists its product as uncharacterized. Gene Ontology annotation, biological process: nucleobase-containing compound metabolic process. Lineage: Eukaryota; Metazoa; Mollusca; Bivalvia; Ostreida; Ostreidae. Bases 1 to 1359 code for a protein of 452 amino acids. The transcript is spliced from 5 exons. Gene Ontology annotation, molecular function: 3'-5' exonuclease activity; nucleic acid binding. The record is from RefSeq and is a predicted model, not a curated record.
AUGGCAAACACUUUACCAGAAGUAAUAAAGGACAUCGGGCGUUGUCGUGAGGUGGUUGAUAUUCUGUCACGUGAAAAAGUUCUGGCCAUGGACUGUGAAGGAAUAUCCCUUGGAGCAGAAGGUCCCCUCACGUUGAUACAAAUAGGCACAUACUCGGGACAUGUGUACUUGUUCGACAUACUUCUUAAUAAAGAUCUCCUGAAAAAAGGCAGACUGAGAGAACUUGUGGAAUCCAAAAAUAUAGUCAAGGUAAUUCAGUCAUGCUCAAAUGACAGUGCAGCUCUGCAUUAUCAGUUUAAUGUAACACUUCAGAAUGUGUUUGACACACAGAUAGCAAACCUUGUAAUUCAAGAACAUCAAGGACGUAAAAUGGCUCCUCUUCUUAAACUGGAUGCAAUAUGUGAAAAAUACUCCGGAAAUAAAGGAGAUUUUAGGCAAAAAGAAGACGUACAGACUGAAUGGAUGAAAGUCACAGGUGAUCUUUGGGCAAAACGACCAAUGACUGAAGAGAUGAUAUUGUACGCAGCAGGUGACGUCACAUCGAUUGUACCAGAAGUGUACAAAAACCAGAAAAAGUAUCUGCUGGAAAACAAUUUAUGGAAGAAGUUUGAAGAGAGGGUUCACGAAGAGAUUUAUUACUUUAUUGACCCCACACUCAAAUUAAAAAGAAAAGAGAGAGUAGACGCAAUUACAAAAGAGAUCAUCGCUAAUAUUAAAGCAACAUGUCCACCAAACAUCAGAAUUUCUGACUUUGAAGAUGACCAAGACGAGAUAAGGGCUCUAAAGAGACUGAAUUUUAGGGAAGCUCCCGCUAUAUCACCACUUAUAAAUCGAUUAAAAACAGAAAUCCUCCAGAAGGAUCUAAAUGAGCUCUCAGAAAAACUAGACAAGGAAGGAGACAGUUUUGUUGCAAAUUGGAAAUCAAAGGCUUGGAUAUUUGAUUCCGAGAAACACCCUGAUGUAUCGAUCAGAGAGUCCGCUAAAAGAGUCCUCAAGAAGAUGAAUGAUAUUGCUUUGAAGGACGUCUGUAACAAAUAUAACAUGAACACAAAGCUGAGUCAUGUUCGAGAUAUGGAAAAAGAAACAUUGCGCUCACUUCGGCCGAAUGGGACUAGCGACCCAAAUAUCCAUCCCGUGGCCCUCCGUCUGCAUUGGAUGUUGAUGGAAGAUGACUUGGAUAAAAAAAUUUCAGAAUUCCAAGCUAAGCGACUGGAAUUCAAAAUGACAGAGGGAUUUUAUAGGAAAAUGAAGUUUUACAUCGCUAAAAACACUCGCGUACCUCCAAUCAUCAAAAGAAAAGCCAAGAUGUUCAAGGAUGAACUUGAUUUAACUUUUGGACGUGAUGUUAUUCCUACAUAAAAGACAGGCCUUUGGCUUCUGUAAUUCAUAUGUAGACCAAGAAAAG